Molecule: messenger RNA, 1844 nt
Organism: Aplysia californica (California sea hare)
Lineage: Eukaryota; Metazoa; Mollusca; Gastropoda; Aplysiida; Aplysiidae
Product: unconventional myosin-IXAa
Biological process (GO): intracellular signal transduction
Cellular component (GO): myosin complex
Molecular function (GO): ATP binding; GTPase activator activity; microfilament motor activity
Source: RefSeq, a predicted model, not a curated record
CACACACACACACACACACACACACUAGAUCUACCGGGUCUGGGCGCUGAAACUUUACGAAAUCACAAAAGAGUUCACCUAUCGGGUCUGUAGGCCUAUCAGAGAGGGUUUCCAAAGAAGGUGCAUUUUGAAUGUUAAGCCUUCAAACUGUCUGGGCAGUAGUGGCUAUAGGCUAUAGGUCAACUAAACAACUCACCACUUACAUACAUAUUUUUAUGAUACAUUGUACGAAUGAAUUGUAUUUUUUAACAUAGCUAUAGAUCUAGUGGGCUAUAUCACUAUUGUAUUCCUAAAUUUAGCAGAUUUUGAAACAGCACAAAAACGAAGAAGUGCCGACAUUCAGUGCGGAACAGUCCUCCUAAAAAUAGAUCAACUUCCUCUCGUCUCUUUUCUUCCGUAUUUUCAUGACAAGUUGAGAGUUACGGGCGUUUCUGUAGAGAUAGGAUCUACUACUGUAUUCGUACAAUUGCAGUUGAGUUUGAGGUGGUUUGAUUUCUAAUUUCUGUGUGACAUUUGGACUUGAGGACUAUUCAUUACUCACGAUCAGAUAUUAUGAAUCGUCACGCACUCGCCUCGCCAGGCUGGCAGGGCUGAUACCAUGUCUCCACCACUGAUCUCGGCCUCCACCACCACAACCACCGCAACCACCAACAACGACCGGCAGUUCCUGUCCCCCGAGAGUCCUCAUGUCCUCCCUUCAGACUUCCCCAGUCCCCGCGUCUGUGUCCUCGCAGGCCCCAGGUCUGACCCUGGACUGACCCCCGUGACCCCGCCCUGUCCGUCUGCUGGCUUGACCCCUGCCGGACACUGAAGAUGGCCAGAUACCAGUAUGAUCUCAAACCCUCUAAAAUCUCCCUCAUCCGCCGACUCAGCAUGGAGUCGUUCAUGGUGCGCGUGUACACGGGCCCGCUCAGCGACGAGGUCGACCACGUGUCCGUGGAGGCGGAGAAAGGGACGAGCGCCGAGGACAUCGUAGCCGUAGCUUGUCGGAAGCUGCGCCUAUCAGCCUCUGGAGGCGGCGGCCAUGGCGGCGGCGGUGCCUCCUCCGAUGUGCGGCAACACUUCGAGCUAGCCGAGGUCUUCUCUUCGGGCGGCCAGCUCUGUAAGGAAAGACGCCUCGACUCCACGGAGAACCCCGUCGCUCUACAGCUGCUCUGGCCCAAAGUGGUGCCGCCGUGCGCCUCCGAAAGUGAGGCCAACGGCUCUCAGGGACUCUUCGAUGGAUACCGCUUCUACCUGCGACGCCGGGACCCCGAGGCGUCUGCGGGCGGGUGGGUGGUGCGCGACCAGAGCGCUGUGGACUCGUUCCUCCUGGCCUUCCUGACUCAGCCCGUGGCGGGGAAAGAGUUCCCGGACCUCUGCAGCCUGCCCGACCUCAACGAGCACACGCUCCUGCACAACCUGAAGGCACGCUUCAACCAGAAGAACAUCUACACCUACGUGGGCUCCAUCCUCAUCGCCGUGAACCCUUUCAAAUUCUUCCCCAUCUACAACCCGAAGUACGUGAGCAUGUACCAGAACAAACGGCUGGGCGAGCUCCCGCCUCAUAUCUUCGCGGUGGCGGACGCCGCCUACCAUUCCAUGCUGAGACUGAGACAGAAUCAGUGCAUCGUCAUCUCGGGCGAGUCCGGCUCGGGCAAGACGGAGAGCACGAACCUGUUGCUGCAUCAUUUGACUGCGCUUUCUCACAAAGGAUUACACGGCAGUGGAGUAGAACAGACUAUACUGGGAGCCGGUCCCGUGCUAGAGGCUUUUGGCAAUGCUAAAACCGUUCACAACAACAACUCCAGUAGGUUCGGGAAGUUCAUCCAGGUCAACUACAAGCAGAAUGGGAUGGUGCACGG